AGUUUUAGGUUUCUGUGGGUUUUUUUUUUGGUUGGAUUUAAUUUUUGAGUCCGGAUCGCUUAGAUCGGGUCAGAUCUUGGCUUCUGCUGGGCGUUCAUUUGAUUUUGUUGGAUAAUUAAUUUUUUUGAAGGUUGAUUUCUGUGAAUAUUUUGUUUUUUUGGAGGAUCAAGAAGGAUACUCUUAGAUUUUGCGAGAAAUUACAAGAUUUCUUAAAUUCCUAAUUUUCGUUGUUUGACUCAGUUUUUUGAGCCAAGAAAGCAAUUUAGUUUGUUAAUUUGGGUUGAGUUUUCUAUUUUCUUUUUAAUUUUCCUGAUCUCGCCGUUUUUACGUGAAAUUACAAGAAUUCCUGAAAUAUUAUUUAUAGAUAUUUUGGCUUAGUUUUAAAGAAAAUAUUUAGUUUGUUAAUUUGGAGAAAAUAUGUUUUAAGGUUGAUUUUCUAUUUUAUUUUUCCAUUUUAAUUUUUUUUGAUCUCGAGACUGAAAGUAUUUGCGAGAAUUUACCGGUUUUUCUGAAUGUUGAUUUCUUUGGUUUUGUUGAUUUUUUUUACUCUGAUUUCUCGGCAGGAUUCAUCGUAAGAUUUAAAUUUUCGGAAUAAAUUUUGCUUGUUUCAUUUUGCGGUUUGAGGUCAACGGGGUUUCAUUUUGUUGAUUUACAGAUUUUCGUAGUUAUUUUUUUUAAAAAAAUUUGUUCAUUUUUUCAGGUCAACGCUGUUUGGUGUCUCAAGAUUUAUGUGAUUAAUAAUAUUUACUCCGAUCCGAGUGCUGUUAUUUGAUGCAAUAGGAGGCAGGGCUUCUUAAUGCUGUAGAGUAAAUAAGGAAGUGGCUCUCUCUUCUGUGAAUUAACCUUGUAAAAAAAAAAUGAAGAGGAACAUGUGCAACAUGAGCAUGUACAGGAUCGACACUAACUGCAGUUCUAGGAUUUGCAUGUCAACUUUUAGGGGGCAGUUUCUUUCAGAUUGGUAGUGACUAGAUUUCAUAUUCGUUUUUACGCUAGAAGUUUUGGUUUUAAAGUUGUUGGUAGGGAUUGAUCUAGGUAGAAAUGGAAGCACAGAACGCCAUGGUAUUGGAUAGUAAACCUGGGGUUCUUCAUGGCAUGAAGAGAAAACGGGCAGUGCAGCAAGCAACAUAUUUUCCUGGAGCUUCGCAUGUGAUAUUACCACAAUUGCCCAGUUUGAAUUUAUCACCCGAGAAACAUGGCAAGCGGAGGAGAUUAGAGGAUUGCAAUGGAAAAGUUGUGAGUUGUGGUUAUCCUUCCAAAAGAUCUUUGCUGCUUUGCUAUUCAAAUUUUAGGAAAACAGGCAUUCCAAAGCGCAUAAUGUUCUUUGAAAAUGGUGAAUGGAACGAUUUUCCCAAGGAUCACAUUUCCUCAAUUAGGAAAGAUCUUGACGCAAAGACACCAGCUAUUCAGCUUGAGAAGGAUGGUCAAUCUUUUUUGCUUGAUUUUUUGCAUAUGUUUCGACUGGACUGUAAAACUGGCUUGAAACAUCCGAUUGCUUGGAUUGAUGAAGCAGGUGGCUGUUUCUUCCCAGAAACAUUUGCUGGUGAGGAUGAGCCAUACCAGUGCUGUGAGCAUGAAUUUGAGAAUGAUAAAGAAUCCAUGUUUAGUGAAUCGUAUGCCCCCCCUGAGAUCAAGCUACAGCUUGAGAUUGACAUUAAUGGUGUUGAGCAAUCAAAGUUGAAGGAAUGUAGUGGGGAGUCAAGUUCUUUUGAUAGACAUUUUCAAAUUGCUCAGAAACCUGCAUCCAGCCAUUGUGCUGUAGAAGUUGAGGACAGUUGCGACAGGAAUGCUGAUGGCAAACCCGGCAAAGCUUUGGAGGAUAGGACAAACUUAGUACCUGAAAAGGAGUUUGCAGGUGUAGAGUUGGAGGAACAGUUGGUUAAGAAGAUGUUUCUUAUGGGUAUGCAGCAUUGUGGAGGUGUGGAUAUUCUUGCUGUGGAAACCUGCUUCAGUGCAUCAAAGCAAUACCGAUUUGAGUGUUUCCAGAAGCAGGUUCAAAUUUUGGAGAAGUAUCGGGGGAGUGCAAAUGUUCAAUAUGCUUGGCUUGCUUUGUCAAAAGAUGCACUGUCUACCAUCAGGAUGCAUGGGGUUGGGCUUUCUGAGCUGUCUGCAAUUCCACAUUUAUAUGGCGCUGGUGUUCAUCUUGCUGCAGCCAAAUUAGCUAAUGCCAGCGCAAAGUAUUGUGAUGUUGACGAAAAUGGAAUACAAUACAUGGUAUUAUGUCGUGUAAUAAUGGGAAAGAUGGAGCUUCUUUGCCGUGAAAGUACACAAUGUCUUCCUAGCAGUGAGGAUGUUGAUAGUGGAGUGGAUGAUCUUCAGCAUCCAAAGUACUAUAUAAUCUGGAACAUGAAUAUCAACACUCACAUACAUCCAGAAUUUGUUGUUAGUUUCAAGCUCUCCUCCAUUGCUAAAGGGCAUUUGAUUGGAAGUGAGACUAAUCGUGCUGUUUCAGGCAUCACUGCAUCUUUGCAAGGACUUCAGGGUCGUUUUCCAGUAGUGUCAUCUGCUGGUGAAUUGGGGAGUAUUACUCACCAAACUUCAGAUUCAGGGGGAUCCCAAGAAAAUGAUACUAGCCUGGGUUCAAACACUUCAAAGACCCCUAAAUCCCCCUGGAUGCCUUUCCCGAUGUUGUUUGCUGCUAUUUCAACUAAAAUUCGUCGUGUAGAUAUGGACCAAGUUACUAAUCAUUAUGAACUAUUCAGGGCAAAGAAGAUAAGUCGUGAUGACUUUGUGAAGAAGUUGAGGUUGAUAGUUGGAGAUAAUUUGCUGAGGUCAACAAUAACAUCUCUGCAAUGCAAGAUACCAUCUAGGCAGGACUUGCAGGUGGCGAAGCAGAACAUGAAGGGUCCUGGCAGCCUCUGAAUUAUCAUUUUAUAUGUUGGUAGCCUGCUGCGUUUGUAUCCUUGCGGAGGCCUUCAGUUUGGUGAUGUGCGGGGACUGUCGGUUAAAAUGUGUCGACAUGAAGGUACUGUAGGGCUUAGGUUUUUGUUAUCAUCGUGUAAUUGUUAGGUAAUUUUCUCAAGUAGCGAGAAGGAUUUCACUCUGAACUUGUUUUUAUGGUACUUUGUUUUUACGGUACUUUGUUUUUACGGUACUUGUUCCUAAUGUGGACCGUUGUAAUCAA
Molecule: messenger RNA, 3121 nt
Organism: Theobroma umbraticum
Lineage: Eukaryota; Viridiplantae; Streptophyta; Magnoliopsida; Malvales; Malvaceae
Product: inactive poly [ADP-ribose] polymerase RCD1-like
Molecular function (GO): NAD+ poly-ADP-ribosyltransferase activity
Source: RefSeq, a predicted model, not a curated record